Messenger RNA from Mustela erminea (ermine), 596 nucleotides. Its product is annotated as hemoglobin subunit zeta-like. Bases 61 to 489 code for a protein of 142 amino acids. Gene Ontology annotation, biological process: hydrogen peroxide catabolic process; oxygen transport. Gene Ontology annotation, cellular component: hemoglobin complex; blood microparticle; haptoglobin-hemoglobin complex. Gene Ontology annotation, molecular function: peroxidase activity; organic acid binding; haptoglobin binding. NCBI's taxonomy places the organism in Eukaryota, Metazoa, Chordata, Mammalia, Carnivora, Mustelidae. The transcript is spliced from 3 exons. The record is from RefSeq and is a predicted model, not a curated record.
GAUCCUGGGGGGUGAGCCCCACAGAGGCUAGUCCUGAGCACGCCCAGCUCCGCUACCACCAUGUCUCUGACCAAGGCCGAGAGGACCAUCAUCCUGUCCAUGUGGGACAAGAUCUCCACCCAGGCCGAUGCCAUUGGCACCCAGGCCCUGGAGAGGCUCUUCGCCAGCUACCCCCAGACCAAGACCUACUUCCCGCACUUCGACCUGCACCCAGGCUCGGCGCACCUGCGCGUGCACGGCGCCAAGGUGGUGGCCGCGCUGGGCGAGGCGGUCAAGAGCAUCGACAACAUCAGGGACGCCCUGGCCAAGCUGAGCGAGCUGCAUGCCUACAUUCUGCGCGUGGACCCGGUCAACUUCAAGCUCCUGUCGCACUGUCUGCUGGUCACCGUGGCCUCGCACUUCCCCGCCGACUUCACCGCGGACGCCCACACCGCCUGGGACAAGUUCCUGUCCAUCGUGUCGUGUGUCCUGACCGAGAAGUACCGCUGAGCGCAGCUGCCCGACCGAGGGCGGGCUGGGGCCCCUCCACGCUCCCACUCUGGGCCCUUCCCUAACCCUCCAGCCUCCCACCGACAGCCAAUAAACGAAUGCACGUC